AUGAAGUUCCUGGCUCUAGCACUCUUCGCUUUGGCGGCGGUGGCCACCGCUAAAAACAUCCACUUUGAGGAUGCUAUCGACCUAGAGGACAUCUCCGCCUACGGAUACUUGUCCAAAAUCGGUAAGCCCCUUGCCGAUGAAAUCCGUGAAGCUGAAGAAAAAGCUAGUGCAUCCAGAAUCGUCGGUGGUUCCCACUCCGAGCUCGGACAGUUCCCCUACCAGGCUGGUCUUCUCGCCGACUUCUGGAUUGGUCAGGGUGUGUGCGGUGGUUCUUUGAUUAGCGCCAACCGUGUGCUUACUGCUGCUCACUGCUGGUUUGAUGGUAUUGACCAGGCCUACAGAUUCACCGUAGUUCUUGGCUCAGUUCGUUUAUUCAGUGGUGGCCAAAGGUUUACAAGCAGCAAUGUUAUUAUGCACUGGGGCUGGAACCCCAACUUGAUCCGCAACGACAUUGCUGUAAUAAGGCUGGGCUCUGACGUGUCCUUCUCAGACAUCAUUGCUCCUAUCGCCAUUCCAAGCGGAGGCUUGAUCAACGAAAGCUUCGACGGUGAAGUCGCUGUCGCCUCUGGAUUCGGUCGUACCAGCGACAAUGUUGGAGUCUCAGUCAACCAGGUGCUUAGUCACGUCGAACUUUCCGUGAUCUCCAACGCGAUCUGCAGAGCUUCCUUCCCCCUGUAUAUUCAGGACUCUAACAUCUGUACCAGCGGUGCAAAUGGCAAGAGCACAUGCCGUGGUGACUCCGGUGGUCCUCUUGUUGUCAACGUAGAUGACAGCCCUGUCUUGAUUGGUAUCACUUCCUUCGGAUCUGCCCGUGGUUGCGAAGUUGGCGCCCCCGCUGCUUUCGCCAGAGUUAGCUCUUACGUUUCCUGGAUCAACGAUCAGCUUUAA
Molecule: messenger RNA, 888 nt
Organism: Spodoptera exigua (beet armyworm)
Lineage: Eukaryota; Metazoa; Arthropoda; Insecta; Lepidoptera; Noctuidae
Source: the annotation of a GenBank genome assembly